Molecule: messenger RNA, 3121 nt
Organism: Drosophila eugracilis
Lineage: Eukaryota; Metazoa; Arthropoda; Insecta; Diptera; Drosophilidae
Product: VPS35 endosomal protein sorting factor-like
Exons: 12
Coding region: 90-2915 (941 amino acids)
Biological process (GO): endocytic recycling
Cellular component (GO): endosome
Source: RefSeq, a predicted model, not a curated record
UGUGUACCCCAUUACAAAUUUUUUUUGGCUACGCCUAUGCCUGUUGGCGAACAGCUGUCAGGAAUGCCGACAACAACAACCACGACGCUAUGGCGAACUUGGAAUGGGUGUGCGUGCCGCGAUGCUACGAGGUCCGAAAGAACCGCCUGGCUGGGCAGGUCACGGUGGAUCAUCCGUUGAAGCAGCAAACAGUGACGGUGGUGGACAGCAAUCCCUUGAGCAGAGCUCUGGAAGGUACUGAUCCGCUAUCACAAUUUGCUCGCCAAGAUGAGGAACUCAACGAUCCUCUCAACCAAAUGGUCAGCGAAUUCGAUCUCAAGUCAAAGAGACGCGAGCGGGAGAGAUCGGAGCCGGAGGACAACACGCUGCAGUGGAGCAGUCGGAGACUGGGCAUCCUUAACCGCUUUACCACCAACGAGAAGCUUUCGCUUUCUACCAGCUUCCUAGUGGCAUCCGGAAGUCUGGACGGCAACGAAAGCAUCAAAGCACAAACUGUGGUGGCCGACAAGACAAAGUACCGACUGGAGCAGUUGGAUCACUUUGACGAUGGCAGCAUGCGCCACAUGAUGGAUCUCACGCAGCAGGAAUACAUUCAGCGAUUUGAACAGCUCAAGCAGGAACUAACCCAGUCCUGGCACAACGAUCAGCGGGUUAAGGCUCUGAAAAUAGCUAUUCAGUGUGCAAAGAUGCUGGCAGACACCACUGUUCUGCAGUUUUAUCCGAGUCAGUAUGUGCUCAUCACGGAUAUACUGGAUGUUUUCGGUAAACUGGUAUAUGAUCGAUUAAAAGCCAAGGCCUUUGGAGAUCCCACAGCUUCGGCUGCCACUUUGGAGAGGGAAAGAGAAGCAGCACGUGAUACCUGCCAAAAUUGGUUUUAUAAGAUUGCCUCUAUUCGGGAGUUGCUGCCGCGUCUUUACUUGGAGCUGUCAAUCUUCAAGUGUUACGAGUUCCUGACAUCAUCGCGCGAGGAGUACGAGCGAAUAUUGCAACGUUUGACUCAUCAAUUAAGGGGCAUAGCCGAUCCUUUGGUAUCCAGCUACGCGCGUUGCUACUUGGUUCGGAUGGGCGUGACGCUUACCAACAGUAAGACUUACAUCAGGGAGAACUUCAGCGAUCUGUUCACAAUAUAUCCUCAGAUCUUCCGGUUUGUGGCCCGUUUCAACCUGCAUCCUGAAAUCGUCACUGCUAGCUCCUAUCUGCAGCUUUAUGUCCCAGCCUUUGACUAUAUGCUUCUCUGCCUUGUUCACAAAUGCGAACUCCACACGCAGGAUAUGCUCAAUGAAUGCAAGCAGCUUAAGAAUAACGGUGCUAUUCUGAUGUCUAUACUGAAUUCCUUUAAAUCAGAGUUCAUAGCCACAAACGCUUUGGAAUUUAUAGAGCUUAUUAAUACAUCGGAAACGCCUGGAAUCUCCAAAUCGCAAUUGCUGCGCUCCCUAGGAAGCUGUGUUAGUAGCUGUGCUCCUCUGCAGGAACAGCGGGUCUCCUUCCUGAAAGCUGCCUUUGAGACGAUCAACAAGCUUACCGAUCCUAAUGAGUAUAUAAACUGUGUAGAGACUUGGGCCGUUUUUGUAUCUCAAUAUUUCACGGUACAUGAAGUUAACCGAUUACUGGGCGAACUGAAUGCGCGGAUGUGUCUUGGCAAAGCUUAUGAAAAACACUAUUCUCAGUUGCAAAACAUUCUAACCAGGAUAAUGCAAAACUAUCGGAGUAUAGAGCUGCUGCUGAUACAGCCCAAUUUUCUGCCCUACUUGGACCUCUUUCAAAAGGAAUCGGUUCGUGUUGAAGUUUGUAAAAACAUUCUCAGUUUUUAUAAACAGAAUAGUGAUGAAUAUACUUGCGACGCUGUGGUCACGAAUGCAUUGAUGUAUCUCGGAAAGAUUUUGAAUGAUUCUGUGAACGCUCUCUCUGUGGAGGAUGAACGCCGUCAGAUUUCUCAGCUCAUCAAUGUCUUUAUUCACAAAGUUCACUUUGGACGCGACUUGGAGCAGCAACUUAGUUUUUAUGUAGAGGCACGAGGCACGUUCAGUAAUCUGGAUGCAGUCUAUGUGACCUUGGUUCAUGCAGCCUGCAAAUUAGCCACCCGAAAUCGUUCAAAAUCAACAGGAUUCGUUAAGGCCUGUAUUGCCUACUGCUUCAUUACCAUUCCCAGCAUUGGAGCUGUCCAGCAGCAAAUGAAUUUGUAUUUGCUGUGCGGUCAACUGGCUCUGCAGCAUCUCUGCCUGGGGCAAGCUGAUGCUUGCUUUGAGGCCGCAUUGCAAUUGGUUGAUGAGCUGCCCGCAGCCACUGUGGACUUCGAUGGAAAGCCUCGUAGCCUAGAGAGAUUCCUGGUAUCGUACAUGUGCAAUAUGUUGGCCACAUUGAUUGUAGUUCCGGAUAGUCCGGAGCAGGGUGUCCUGUAUUUCCUUCGACUUCUGCUAGACGUGGUUGGGAGGCAUGAAUUCAAAACGGACAGUACGGCGCCAAGUAUCAUCUACUUGCAUUCCCUCGACAUGCUCUAUACGCAGAGCCUAGAAAAGUUUCCCUAUCACAUAAAAGGAGUGGUGUCCAAUGACGAUUUGUAUGGCCACGAUCCCAAAUUUUUGCAGGAGGUAAACAAUUUGUGUGUUCAGGUUGUUGAUGCCAUCCUGCUGCAGCUCAAAUCAUUGGGAGUAGCCCACCAACAGCGAUCGCAAGCAGAGCUAGCCUUGGAACUUUUUCUAAGGAUUGUGCGAUACGCUGACUUGGAGAGGGAAACUAUCUCCCAAUUGGCAGUGAAUCUAUGGCUUCUUGCCAACAAGGCACAAGCACAACUGGAUGUAAAGACAUUGCCCCAAACACUGCGCAGUGUAGAGGUUCUUUACAAGCAAAUAAAAGAUGCCUCACCCGUACAGGCUCAGGCUAUUGCCAAAUUACUCCUACGAAUGCGAAACAGCUGAGAAAUGAGCUUGUAAGAACUCUAUCCAUAUUCGCUGAGAUUAUAUAUUCUUGUGUGCAUGAAUCUUUUACGGAUUUAUUGCCCGGCUUAUCCUGCGUUUGUGCUUUUUCAACCUUGACAAGGAACUGAACAAUUUUUGUAUUACAAUUCUGUGCAAUUAUGAGUAUGUUAUAGCGUUUGAAGACUUGAUUAAAUAUUGACCUGUAA